ACUGCAUGCUGUAAAUACACUUAGUGAAUGAAACUGGGAAGAUAAGCUGUUUGAUAAAACUGAGACUGUUAUUUAUCACUUUUUCAAAUAUAUAUAUUUUUUUCUAGUGAAUUAAGUAUCUUGCCUACAAAUCUUUGCAAUAAAUUAUGCAUCUUACCUUUUUUUUAUUGACAAGAAGUCAAAAAGUGAAACCUGGAGAAGAAAUUACAGCAACAGGUGACCAGAGGUGACUUUGCCCACCAGGGAUGUGGUACCCAUAAAUAAGCUUUACCCUGAGAAUCUGCAUUGUCUCAGAGAUAUGAACUAUUACUAUGGGCGUAACUUCUCUGAACCAUAUUAUCCCAACAUGUCCGUUUCUGGCUACCCCUACUAUUGGAGAUCAGCGAACACUGGAGGAACAGACGACGGUCAUUUUUUACCUCCCAUUCAUCUACACAAUUACACUAGUCGACCUUAUACCCUGGUUAAAGAAGAUUGGGACAUGUACUCUGAAGGAGGCAGGGCUGUAGAGUACCAUCACUUCUAUGGAAUCAACCCCUUGUCCUUAAUGAAUCUUUACUGGUACUAUCAACAGGCUUACAUGUACCCUCAAAAUUACUCCAUGUACCGUAAAAUGACUCCUGAGCCCCCAAAUAAUGGCGCUUGGCCAGAGGGUUUUACCAUGAAAGGAGAACUUCGCUGGGGAAAACUGGAAAGAAUUUAUGGGCCCCGUAAAGAAGUGCCAGAAUUUGUGAAGGAUGACCUGCGGAGGGUGUAUGGGACCUACCCCAAGACCGAUGUUUCCAUCACCUACCAAGGAGGGGAGUUUCUGGUCAAGGGAGAUCCUAGAGUUGGAGAACAAGAGUACAAGGUGGAGAAGAAAGUCAUUCGGCAGGCAGCCUCCCCAGAGGGGGAUAGCGUGAGUGAAAUUGUAGAGAAAAGAAAGAAGAAGAAAAACAAGCGUUAGUGUGGCGUGAAGGAUAAGAAGCCAGGAGGGUACCCAGCUGUAUUUCUGGAUGCUUCCAUUUGAAUCAUUCAAAAAGCGUGCCUAUAGUUCUAAAACUGUCAAUCAGAGGAACGAAAGAAUAGGAAGACUACAAAAAGAAAAGAAGUGCUACACGAAUUCCUCAUGUGCCAAAUAAAGUGGGAGCACAUUUUCAUUGAUUCAUUCAUUUUUUUCAAGACUUGUGUUGUAUUGCCAUGACUAUGAACACUUGACAGCUUUAUAAUCUGAACCCCGGACAAGUAUGACAUCAUUUACAAUAGUUGUUUUUGCAUUGUUCAGCUGAACAUUGUGGCCUGCAGGGGGUGUUCCUGCCGCCCAAACCUGACACAGACAGACGCAGGACACAAGUUCACACUUUAAAUUUUUUUUCUGUUUCUCACAUGGGAAGCACCUUCUCCAUUUCCAAAGUGUACAGUGCAGUUUAGCACUACACAAAAGCACAAAACUUUCUUUCUUGCUCCCUUGUCUCUUCGUUUUUUCGCCUUCACUCUUCCUGGCAAGCUUCAUCCUCUUCCUGACGACUCUGGCUCUCGGUGUAGUGGCUGCUGGCUCCUUUUAAGUGCUCCAGGUGCUCGUUGGUCUGUUUCCGUCAGCACUUCUGGUUGUGGCUGAAGUGCUGCAAUCAGGGGCUCAGCAGCAGCUACAGCACCCCAUGGCGGUGCCCACGAAACCCAACAGGGCCGCAUCAAACUCCAGCUCCCAUGGAGCCCUGCAGGAGUACAAGGCACCGCUCCAACCCAGGGGUUCUGCCACCUAGCGCUCCUUAAUGCACUGGAUAUGCUCCCUCCCUGGUCCUUCCAGCGUAGAGGCGUAUGCCACAACGUACUGAUACAAAUUAGUUGUAAAUUUAAUCGAGUUACACAAGUUAGAGUCACAAGGAGCUGGUGUCUACCCUAGCAGCACUAGGAUAAAUUUAGCAUACACAUAGGGAGACUGCCAGAGUACAGUUAUAUCACUGAAAUGUAUUCCUGUGGGACAACUCGGGUUCAAAAGACAGCCUGUGGGCCUAACUUUAACUUUACAAAGCAUGUUUACCAUCAAACCCCAAAGCUCUGAUCUCCCUGUCACCUUCUGCCUUUUCUCUGCCUGUCAUCUGCGUGUUCCUGACUUUCCUACUGGCUAUAAAUUCACUGUCGGCUAAUCGGCUAGUGUCAGUGUUCAACCUAAAUUGGCAGUAUUGUAUUUCAUAGGUAUAUUAUGGGGUGUAUUGUCAGCCAUCAUCCCGUUAGUAUUGGUGUCCAGGGCCAGCGCUGCCAUUAAGACGAAUUAUGCAGAUCAUAAGGGGGGACCCAGCCACACGGGUUAGCUACCGAACAGUUAGUUGGUGCACUAAUAAGCUUGGCCUUGGGCACAAAAUAACCAAGCACUGGCACUGUUGGUAUCGCUCACCUGCUGUGCCCGGAAGCCACGAUAAACUUAUUACAUACUGAGCUCCGUGACACAUAAGCCUUCUGUAACACGUCUUGACUUUUACAGGCUCCUGGCUCAAAGCUUCAUUUUUAUUUGUCAAUGUUUUUCACUAAAUCUGAACUUUUAAUUUUUAUACAAUAUUAAAUAGCCAUUCUUUAUUUAGCAUCUUGUGUAAUUUAUCUUGUUUGCUUUCCUGCAAAUGAAAAUUGGAUUGUAUUUAAAAUGAGGCGGCAGCAGUCAUGUGACACACAGCCCUUCAUACUUUAUUGCUUGUUUUCGAAUUGGUUACAUUUGUCUGAAAGUGGAGGAUUCCAGGAGUUUAAUCUGUAUUCUGAACAAGAACAUCUGCUUCGUUUGGAGAGACUAUGGUGCUAAAAAUAUAAUCUUUGAAAGUGUAUGAAUAUAUUAGAAGAAAAGCCAAAACAUCAGCUAACUUCAAUCCAGUUCAAUGUAUUCUAAAAAAAUGCAUUCAGAUUACGCACAUUGGCAAUUGUAUCAUUGCAAUAGAAAGGGAAGAGUAAGUCUGGGGAUUGCGAGAAUGAAUGCGCACUGGCACUUAUUUACAAGCCAACACUGAAAUUAUUAAGAACACAGUAGUGUCCGUGAGGGUCACUGUGAGAGGACAGAGGAGGUCAGAUGUGGUCAGGGAGAGCUGAGGUCAACGGGAGAAAGACAAACCAAGUGAACCAAACCAAAGGGCAAAGACAAAACAGAGCCAACACAAAAGGUCCUAACGCUCGGGUCAACUUGGGGAAGACGGCAACUGCUGCUGAAGCUUUCACGUCUUUAGAACAUCUGCCAAAGGGGUGCUAAAUCUACCCCACGUGGCCAUAUUUAUAUGGGAACUACUAGUGACGUCACUAAUUCCAGAGUAAAAUGUUAACAUGGCAUCAAGUACACAAAUAAAACAAGAGAGUAACGAAAAAACAACACCCUUACAAUGAAAAGAAUGUAAAAACUGGUGUCAAAAUGAUAUCCCCAAAUACAAAACCCCUGAUUCUCUAAGAAGGAGUAGAUUUAUAAGGCACUAGCUGUGUAAGCCUGUGACGUAAAAAGCCCGAGGUCUUCGAAACUAUUAAAAUCGUCAAAAAAAUUGAAAUGUAGAGAUGUCAGGUGAUUGAAAGUAACUUCUACCUAGGAGGAUUCCUUUUGCUGAUGUGCUCGGGGCACUUGUGUAUUAGCGGCUAAGCAACAGUCUUUCUUCGGAGGUUUCGUUUUGCC
Polypterus senegalus (gray bichir) is the source of this 3616-nucleotide messenger RNA. RefSeq lists its product as uncharacterized. The coding region runs from base 299 to 946 and encodes 215 amino acids. Lineage: Eukaryota; Metazoa; Chordata; Cladistia; Polypteriformes; Polypteridae. The transcript has 2 exons. The record is from RefSeq and is a predicted model, not a curated record.